AAUACCAAAAACCCAAACGCCAACCCCAGUGACCAGUUCUCCCCCAAAAACUCUCCCAACGCCGGAGCGACCGAGUUCGCGGCGGCUGAGUUAACUCGUUACUCACUCACCCACCGAUUUUCCUACACUCGUUUAUCAGAAAGAGACCCACACACAGAAUUCCGAAUCGUUAAAGAAGAGGAAGAAGAUGGGUUCGGAGCUGACCUUCAGAGGGCACGAGAGCCAACCCGUGCCAGACGCGUACUCGCCCAAGCAACCGAAGCCGUGGCUCUCAGUGACCCGCCCGAUUCGCUACCUGCUCCGAGAGCAACGCCUCGUCUUCGUUCUCGUCGGCAUUGCCAUAGCCACCCUCGUCUUCACCCUCCUCCCCCACUCUCCCCCAACCCAUUUCUCCUACGGGCACGGAUCAUACAACCCGAUCCACGCCACGGACUUCAUAUCUGACCCGAACCGGGAGACCCAGCACCACAGGCCUGCCCUGUACGAGCACCGGUCGGCGUUCGCGAUGUACAACUCGGGCGGCAAGGUCCCACUGGGCCUGAAACGCAAGGGGCUCCGGAUCGUGGUCACGGGUGGGGCAGGGUUCGUGGGGUCACAUCUCGUGGACCGUCUGAUUGAGCGAGGCGACAGCGUGAUCGUCGUGGAUAACUUCUUCACGGGGAGGAAAGAGAACGUGAUGCACCACUUCAGGAACCCCAGGUUCGAGCUCAUCCGGCACGACGUCGUCGAGCCCCUCCUGCUCGAGGUCGACCAGAUCUACCACCUCGCUUGCCCCGCCUCUCCUGUGCACUACAAGUUCAACCCCGUCAAGACCAUCAAGACUAACGUGGUGGGAACCCUGAACAUGCUCGGGCUGGCCAAACGGGUGGGUGCGCGGUUUUUGCUAACGAGCACCAGUGAGGUGUACGGAGAUCCGCUGCAACAUCCUCAGGUCGAAACCUACUGGGGAAACGUCAAUCCCAUCGGUGUUAGAAGCUGUUACGACGAGGGAAAGCGUACGGCUGAAACGUUGACUAUGGACUAUCAUAGAGGCGCAGGGGUCGAGGUUAGGAUUGCCAGAAUUUUCAACACCUACGGGCCUAGAAUGUGCAUUGAUGAUGGUCGCGUGGUUAGCAAUUUUGUUGCCCAGGCAUUAAGGAAGGAGCCAUUGACUGUGUAUGGAGAUGGGAAGCAGACCAGGAGUUUCCAAUAUGUGUCUGAUUUGGUGGAGGGUCUGAUGCGCCUUAUGGAAGGAGAACACGUGGGACCUUUCAAUCUUGGGAAUCCGGGCGAAUUCACCAUGCUUGAACUUGCUCGUGUGGUCCAGGAAACAAUUGACCCGGACGCAAAGAUUGAACACAGGCCUAACACAGAAGAUGACCCGCACAAGAGGAAGCCUGAUAUCACAAAGGCUAAAGAGCUACUUGGUUGGCAACCAAAGGUGGAACUUCGUAAGGGCCUUCCUUUAAUGGUCUCCGACUUCCGGAAACGCAUCUUUGGCGACCACAAGGAAGAGGUUACCUCAAACACCAUGUAAUUGUAACUCAGCAUAUAUACUUGAAGAGUACAAAGGGAAAAUAUAAUUGUCUAUGGAAAGCAAUGUCACUUUUUCCUUCGACACUACAGUAGCAGCACCGGCGAGAGAGCCGUAGCAGCAUAAUGAACUCCGUUAUAAAUCUUUGGAAUAGGUUUAGAGGUGUCCCUUUUGGCGCUUGCUUUUCCCUGGAUAUUUGUAAUUUCUGGGUUGCUGCCCCCUUUAAGCUUUAUAGAUUUGUGAUUCCGAAAAGGUACCUUUCCUUUAUUGAUUCCAUUUGUUAAGAGGCCUACAGCAAUAGCUGACCUUCCGCGCA
This is a messenger RNA of Alnus glutinosa, 1829 nucleotides long. RefSeq names its product UDP-glucuronic acid decarboxylase 2-like. The record is from RefSeq and is a predicted model, not a curated record. Gene Ontology annotation, biological process: D-xylose metabolic process. Bases 188 to 1516 code for a protein of 442 amino acids. Gene Ontology annotation, cellular component: cytoplasm. Gene Ontology annotation, molecular function: UDP-glucuronate decarboxylase activity; NAD+ binding. NCBI's taxonomy places the organism in Eukaryota, Viridiplantae, Streptophyta, Magnoliopsida, Fagales, Betulaceae. The transcript has 7 exons.